AUGCCACAGGAGGUUAAGGUUGGCUUUUCUCAAGACCACCAUAACAUCCCACUAGCUAGACUCCGGUCAGUCCUGUUUACUGAUGAGUCGAAGUUUUGUGUUGCCUUCAAUGACGGCAGGAGACGUGUGUGGCGGCAGAAAAAUGAGCGAUUCAAGGACUGUUGCAUCCAAGAACACGAUAGGUUUGGUGGUCCGUCAGUACUUGUUUGGGCUGGGUUCUCCUAUGUUGGUUCUACUGACUUGUACGUUAUCCAAAACGGUUCUUUGACCGGUGUUCGCUAUCGAGAUGAGAUCCUUGAUGCAUUUGUGCGACCUUAUGCUGGUGCUGUGGGCCAGGCCUUUGUGCUUAUGGGCGAUAACGCCCGUCCGCACCGGGCUCGUGUUGUCAAUGCCUACAUUGAACGCGAAGAAAUAGAGCGUAUCGACUGA
This is a messenger RNA of Mya arenaria, 429 nucleotides long. RefSeq lists its product as uncharacterized. Bases 1 to 429 code for a protein of 142 amino acids. The record is from RefSeq and is a predicted model, not a curated record. NCBI's taxonomy places the organism in Eukaryota, Metazoa, Mollusca, Bivalvia, Myida, Myidae. Gene Ontology annotation, molecular function: nucleic acid binding. The transcript has a single exon.